Molecule: messenger RNA, 6009 nt
Organism: Eimeria mitis
Lineage: Eukaryota; Apicomplexa; Conoidasida; Eucoccidiorida; Eimeriidae
Exons: 5
Coding region: 1-6009 (2002 amino acids)
Source: RefSeq, a predicted model, not a curated record
AUGUCCCUUUGGUGCGACGCAAAAAAAGAAGCUUCAGGAGAGCCCUUGCCUGGGGUUUGCGGUGACCGUCCAUCAGCAAGUUGUAGCUCGGGUGUAUCGGCAUGCAGCGACAGCAACAGCAGCAGCAGCAGCAGCAGCAGCAGCAGCAGCAGCAGCAGUGCAUGCAAGGGUGAGGGUGUUGGUGCCGAUGGAUCCGUUGGGCGUUGUUCCUCGUCUGCACUGGAAAUAUUUCUUCACGGUGCUCCUCUUCGUUGUGUUGAGGCUGUAGCUCGAUGCCUGGAUGUUUGUUCUUUUCUGAAUCUUUUAUCUCUGAAUUCUUCUCUUCUUACACUCUGCGACACCCCAGCUCUUCUCCCCUGCUGGACACACUUUGCGCUGCAUCAGCGCAUACUUCGUCAUGGGGAGAACGUGUUGCUCCCGCUCCUCUCUCCUACCUGUUCUCCUAUACUCAGCAGCAGCAGCAACAACAACACAAGCACCAAGAACAACGUGAACAGCAGCAGCGGCACCUACGGCAGCGGCAGCAGCGGCAGCGGCAGCGGCAGCAGCAGCAGCAGCAGCAGCAGCAGCAGUCGUAAAGGGAUAAAACAUGAGGAGACGAAGCAGGUUCGAUCGUGGCAGACAUUCAACAGACGUUUGCCUCAGGUCUCUCGCCCUGACUUGCUGCGUAUUGGUAGCCUGAACUCGAACUGGCGCUGCGGAAAUUUUGCUGCUGAGCAGAGAUAUAUUGUUCCUUACUCUGAGGCUAUUGAUAAAGCAUUUGUUCUUCCUUCUCCUCCUCUUGGCUCCUCCUCUACUUUUUAUUCUAUAGCCCCAGAUGCACCCCUCAGCCUGCAUGCACGGCCAUCUGUGGGGCUGCCUGCGAGCUUCAGUGCUGCUGGGGGAACUCAUCUAGCGGGGAGAUCUACAGAGCCAUCUCCGCUGUUUCUUGUUCUACCGAGCGGCCGUGUAUUUGUAGUGCAUGCAGCAGCAGCAGCUGCAGCAGCAGCAGCAGCAGCAGCAGUACGUGCUCUCCCUAGACGAUGCUGCGUUGAGGCAAAACUCCCUGUCCUCCCUCUCUCCAUACCAAGAGAUGCAGAGCCUCUUAUUCAGUUCGGUGCAUUCGCACCGAAAGGCUGGCUGCUAGGAGAGGACGAGCUGAGCCCGCUGCAGCCGCAGCCACAGCCGCAGCAGCAGCAGCAGCAGCAGCAGCAGACGCAGUAUUCUGCAGAUGCCUCUGCGGGCUCCUCUUUUGCGGGCGCUUGCUCGGGGCACCGCCUCCCCCAGUCGCAACGCAGGCGGCAGCAGCGGCUGCAGCGGCAGCAGCAGCAACAUAGAUUGCAUAUAAGCUGGGCUCAUCUAUCGUCGCAUCCUCUGUACCCUUGUCUUGGGGAUAGCAUGCGUGAUGAGGGCCCCCAAAGAGGGGCCCCCCUCGACAGCUCUCUGGGCAUCUUGCCGCCGGUCUCCUCUGUGUCGGCCUGCAACAGCAAACCCUCCCAACUCCCCCGUAGCAGCAGCAGCAGUAGCAGCAACAGUAGCAGCAGCAGCAGCAGCAGCAGCAGCAGCAGCCAUAACGCACAAAACGCUAACAGUGGCAUCGGGUACUGCCCUCAGGUUCGUGUGCUGUCUCUUUGUCUCCCCCCAAUAAAAAUCGAGCCACCACCAGGGGUUCAGCAUUCUCCAUGCCCCCAUGAAGAUUCCGCAGCAGCAGCAGAAGGUGCAGCAGCAGCAGCAGAAGCUGCAGCAGAAGCAGCAGCAGCAGCAGCAGCAGAAAGCUUGGGCGCAGAAGAUAUUGUGGGUGAAAACAAUGAAACAGAUAUCCCUUCGCCGAACGGGCAUGCUGCUUUGGAUAGUUGUGCUGAAGCAAUUGCUGCUGUUCUUGGUGGUGUUCCUUUUGAUCCUUUUGCUGCUGCUGCAGCACGGAUGAGAUGCUCAAGUCAGCCAAAUGCCGUCUGUGGUAUAAAGAAAAAAGACAGGCAGCAGCAGCGCCGAGGGGGACAGCACCGAGCGAUGGGGGGCCCCCGAAGGGGAAUGGGGGGCCCCAGACGGGCGGAGGAGAGCAGCAAGCUGGAACACAGACAGGGGAAGAGGAACAACAGCAGCAGCAGCAAACGGGGCAUCCCUGCAACAGCAGCCAUUCAGCAGCAGGUGUGGGCCCACAGCAGCAAGUUCAACAGGACUCUGUACCGCCUAGCAGCAGCAGCAGCAGCAGCAGCAGCAGCAGCGGCAGGAGAGCCAAGGCUAUCAGCUUCUCGCUGCAGCAGCUGCCUCUGGCUGUCUUUGUGGGGAUUGUUGCUGUGGGCACCUCUCACGGCCGCAUCCUCUGCACGCCUCCUCCCCGGUGUCUCGUCCGUCGCUGCUACUGUUGCGGCAGCUGUCUGGCUGGGAUUCGAGGCAAAGCAGCAGCAACAGCGACCACAGCAGCAGCAGCAACAGCAGCUGCAGGAUCAAAAGCACCUGCGCAAGCUGUACAGACACAGCGACUGGAGGAGACCCGACAGCAAAACACCCAUCUCAAUAACGGCAGCAGCAGCAGCAGUAGCAGCAGCAGCAAUGACGCAAACAACAGCAUUGGAGGGAGUAGCAGCAACAGCAACGGCAACAACAACAGCCAUAACAACAGUAGCAACAGCAGCAGCAGCAGCAGCGCCAGCAUCAAUAUUGACGGCAGCAGUAGUAGCAGCAGUAGUAACAGCAAGCAGCAGCAGCGCCAGCAUCAAUAUUGACGGCAGCAGUAGUAGCAGCAGUAGUAACAGCAGUAGUAGCAGCUCCCGGGUACCCUGUCCCGCUGUGACUGCACGGCGAGCAGCUCGAGGGGUUUCCUUCAUGGAGGUCGGCAGCUUCGGGGCAGACAGCGGAGCCGUAGAUUAUGUAGAGUUGGUUAGAGGGACCCCUUGGGCCUCCCGCUCUUCCCAGCAGCAGCAGCAGCAGCAGCAGCAGCAGCCUGACCUCCUUGUCCCCACCCAACAGACAGAUUUCUCAUGGCAUUGGACUAGGGCCCCUACUGCUGCAGCAGAGGCACGCAACCAAGAUGCCUCAGGGGCCCCGGGGGCCCCCAUGCUGAAGCAGGGGGCUCCGGGCGGGGUGCGCACCUGUGGAGGGGUGGAGGCGGAGGCUCUUUGGCUGUUUGCAUGCAGCCAGGAAGUGGGUAUGAAGGUGUUUAGGUUUAUAUGGAGUGUAGAGAAGACUUCUUCUGGGGAAGGUCCAUCAGAUGUUCAUGGGUUUAUGGGGCAGUGGCGAUGCGUGCUGACGAUACGCGGGAGGUUUCAGCUGGUGUCGUUGGACUUGAACAACGGCAUGUUAGCUGUCUGUACACCCCGAGAUUCGAGAGUUUGCUUCGUAUACUUCAGUCAUCUUCUGCCUGCUCAUAUUUUCGUCUCCCCUACGGCAGAAACCCCCGUGGUGGCCGCUGAGGAUCUGUGUAGGUUUGGUCGCUAUGGGUUACCGCGGCCGCAGCACGUGCCCUUGGGGGGUUAUUUGCCGGUGGCGCAGCAGCAGUUUGCUGCUAUGCUGCUGUCACCUAAGGAGUGCUCACGCCUGGAGUUGCUGGUGGCGAGGCGACCUUCGUUCUUGCAGCCAUUGGGGGGCCGACGGUGGGUGGUAGUGGAUGGGUCUGUGAUUCGGGUGGUACAGAUGAAGAUUCGAGAUGCAUCAACAGGAGAAAAACCAACAGGAACAACAAAAACCACACAGAGAAAACACCGAAGCACAGCUGACCAGGAACGCAUGCAUGCAACACUGAUAGGAUCUUCUCUGGAUCAGCUACGGCAAAUGCGGCAGCCGUUUUCGCAGCAACCAGAGUCCUGGUGUAUUCUUCCCCCUUCUCGUCCGGAGUUGCAAUCUAUGCGACUGUGCGUGUUCUCUCAUCCUCGCUCAAUAUAUCAAUGUGCAUUUGAUGGGGUAAGACGAUUGGUUACUAUUGACCUGCAGGAGCUGUUGAUGGUCUGGGAUCUUCAACGAUAUGCAAAACUCUUUGGGGUGGAUCUGAUGGCAAGGGGUGAUAGACAUAGUGCUGCGCUUUCAGAUAGCCAGGAAGAAGAUGAAUACGAUGUAAAUUCAGAACGUAUCUGUCUCAACAAAGAUCAACUCGAUACAGAUUCAGAACGUGAACCCCUAGCACGCAAUCUCACCAGAAGAGGUGGAAAUACAGCGGGAGACCUACCCGGAAACGGCACUAAGGGGGCCAGAAAGGCCGGCAAGAUGAGUCUUAAGAAACAAUUCGGCAGUGGAUGGAUGCAGAGACAGCUGCAAGCACACACCAAGACCAGAAAACAUCAUGCAGCGCAUGCAGUCCAUGCAUCUCAUGCAGCACAUGCGGCACAUGCAACGCAUGCAUCCCGUGCAUCGCCGAUCGCGCUUUCAACGCCAGCCGUAUUUCCUCCGGAGGCACAGGGCAGUCAGGGUCGGGGGCAGGAGGGAAGUGGAGCGCUAGUAGGCGGCAUCUGGUUUAAUGCGAGCUCGCUGGAGCCUGCAAUGCAGCUGCAGCAGCUCUAUGACGCACAGAAGGAAGCAAGUGGACAGACCAGAUCGAAUGGAAAUCACAGCGACGCACCGUCGCAGCAGCAGAACCAGGAGCACCAACAGCAGCAACAACAGCAGCAAGCGGAAGCUGGGGAAUGCAGCGAAAAUCUGCCUGCAGACGCUGACGCAAAUCACGUGCUGGAUAGAAGCGAUAACGGGGGGGCCUUGUCCCGGGCAAGGCGGGGUUCAGUAACAGCGGGGACCCCUCCUCCUGAGCUCGCGAGAGAGCAGGAGCGACCCCCCGUGGGGCCUCCUGGAGCAGCAACGGAGGGAGAGGCUGACCCGGAUGCUGCAUCAGCAGUAGCUGUGUGCUACGCAGACGAGUUUCCUCCUCUUGCUUCUCCCUUUUCCCUUGAAAAUGGGACUAACGGGAGAAGAAGAGAUCCACAGAUUCCCAACUCCAUGAGGCCUUCCCCUCUGCCUCCAACGCGGAGGGCUCCGACUCUACCAGUUUGCAGAUCCUCUCCUGCUGCUGCCCGUACCAGCACAGCUGAUGACGCUCAACCCAGUGAUGACAAUGCGACUGCAGCGAGGGGCGCCGGGGGCCCCUCGACGGCUCCCAGAAGGAGGACGGCUCCUUCCAGCAGGCAGCCGUCGUCCUCUGAAGAAGAAUCGAGGCAGCCCCACUCACAGCGUGAGCUACAACGGAGUACCCAAGCCGUCGAUAGCGGGACCAGACCAAGUUUUGCUGCUGUCGUUGCAGCAGGGGCCCCUGCCACGGGACCUACCUGCCCACGCACAGGGUGGGCUUCGGGUCCCACAGACAUUUCUUUCCUCGUUAGUUUGGUGGGGGAAGAGGGGGCCAGGGCACUACACGUGGAAGCAGCCACACUUGGCAUAACUCCUGAGGAGCUGUACAUACUGCAGGUGGAACAAUGGGAUGAUAUGCAGAGGACAGCCCAUAGAGGAACUCGCGUGCGCAGCAACCGUGGCGGUCAAAACGGCACAAAGGGAGCCGACUUGCUCACAAACUCAAGCGGUGAAGACAUUAGGGCGUCCAGUUCGUCUUCCACAACUCAUAUGCAUCAGGUUUCUUCCCCGCGUGCUUCAGCCAAAGACAAGCAGCAACACCCCAAAGCAGCAGUUGCUGCAGCAGCUGCUGCAGCGGCCGGCACAACUCUGUUUCCUGCCUCUGAUGCUGACUCUUCCAGGGCUUCCCCGAUCUUAGGGUCCCCAGCUGUGGCGGCGGCGGCAAACUCACUCCAAGUGCCUUCCGUCGAUGAGCCAUCGCUGGCUGCCUCUCCGCGCCUGCAGCCUCUGCCUGGACCAUUGGCGAACAGCACAGGGUGCAAUACAAACAGUAGGAUGGUGGGGCUUCUGGGGAGGCAGCGGUAUAUAGCGCAGUUGGGCCCGAACGCCCAGCGGCGGCACGUAGCAGCAGUGUGCGUCAGCGAGACCUGCUUGGCGCUGUUGUUUAAGAACUUGAAGACUUGGCAGAUUUGGACAUUUGCCCCCACUGGCUCAGCAACUGCACGGGGCACGGAGGCGGCGACGGAGCGACAUUCGUAG